AUGAUGAUCAGCCCUAAGAAGCUUAUGAAGAUAGCAAGAAACUGGCCCAAAUUGGCAGCUCUAAACGGGAGAAAAAUCUCCUUUCCCAGCAUUACGUCGUAUGAAGGUUGUACGACAACAACAUCGUCGUCGUUUGUGGUUGAAAAAGGUCAUUUCGUGGUGUACACCACGGACGAGAAGCGCUUUGUGAUGCCGUUGGCUUAUCUAAACGACAACAUUUUGCGAGAGCUGUUCAAGAUGUCGGAACAAGAGUUUGGACUGUCGAGUCGUGGCCCUAUAACGCUGCCGUGCGAUGCAGUCUUCAUGGAGUACGUCGUCAACCUCAUUCGACGAGGCGUCGCCAAAGAUUUGGAGAUGGCUUUGAUUCGUUCCAUGAAUACUACUGGCUGCUCCUUCAUCUCAUCAUCUAAUUUUCAUGAAGAAAGAUUUGCAACCCAACAAGUCUGCUAG
Molecule: messenger RNA, 450 nt
Organism: Humulus lupulus (European hop)
Lineage: Eukaryota; Viridiplantae; Streptophyta; Magnoliopsida; Rosales; Cannabaceae
Product: auxin-responsive protein SAUR68-like
Exons: 1
Coding region: 1-450 (149 amino acids)
Biological process (GO): response to auxin
Source: RefSeq, a predicted model, not a curated record